This is a messenger RNA of Argiope bruennichi, 1463 nucleotides long. Its product is annotated as sialin-like. Gene Ontology annotation, molecular function: transmembrane transporter activity. The transcript is spliced from 9 exons. The record is from RefSeq and is a predicted model, not a curated record. Gene Ontology annotation, biological process: transmembrane transport; monoatomic anion transport. NCBI's taxonomy places the organism in Eukaryota, Metazoa, Arthropoda, Arachnida, Araneae, Araneidae. The coding region runs from base 1 to 1344 and encodes 447 amino acids.
AUGGUGUAUACUUCAUGGAAUCGGAUAUCAAACCUGAACUUCCGGUGUUGGUCAACGCCGAAGUCCCCCAACGCCUUUUUUUAUUAUGGAUUAGGAAUAAAGUACAACUGGGAUCCCAAGACACAAGGCAUAAUACUAAGUUCUUUUUAUUAUGGCUACGUUGUGACGCAGCUUCCAGGUGGAAUUUUGUGUGACAGAUUCGGAGCCAAGUGGUUGUUUGGGGGUGGAGUACUUGUGACCACGUUUCUUUAUCUGCUGAUACCCUUAGCAGCCAACUGGAGUGUAUUAGCUUUUACCAUAAUUCGAAUUUUAGAAGGAUUAGGAGAGGGUUUAGCUUUUCCUGCCAUCACCCACGCUAUAAGCAACUGGGCUCCAAGAUUCGAACGAAGCAGGAUUUCUUCCGUAAUCUGCAUGGGGGUUCCGAUCGGAAAUAUAAUUGGAUCACCGAUAUCAGGUUUCCUAAGCAGCACAGAUUUUAUUGGGGGUUGGCCCUCUAUCUUCUACUUAUUCGGAAGUUUCGGAUGUGCCUGGUUCUUGCUUUGGUGCAUUUUGGUGUAUGAAACUCCUGAAGAUCAUCCUCGCAUAUCAAAAGAAGAGCUUCUAUACAUCCAGCAGAAUAAAGAUGAGAAACUUCAAACGAAAGCUCCUAUUCCUUGGAAGAAGAUAUUUUCAUCGCUUCCCGUCUGGGCCGUCAUCAUAGCGCAUUUCGGACAAAAUUACGCAUUUUUGAUGUUUCUGACGCUUAUGCCGACUUACUUCAAAACAAUUUUGCACUUCGAUAUUAAAACGAAUGGCGUCCUUUCUGCUAUGCCAUAUGCGGCUCUGGCGAUAAGCAUGGCUCUGGCAUCGUACUUAGCUGACAGACUUAGGAAAUGGAACAAAAUGAGCAUCUCAACAAUACGGAAGACUGCAAAUUCAAUAGGUUUAGUGGGUCCAGCUCUGUGCUGCAUAGGCAUCGUAGCAUCCAGCUGCCAGCGAGAACUCAUAGUCGGUCUGCUGUGUCUCGCCAUGUUUCUCAAUGGGUUUGCUUUCUCUGGUUUCAAUGUUACGCACGUGGAUAUGAGCGCCGAUUUUUCAGGUGUUCUUUAUGGAAUAACGAAUACCGUUGCAAAUACUGCUGGUAUACUAAGUCCUACUAUUGUUGGCUUUCUUACGGCCAGUGGAGAAACUGUAGAAAACUGGAAUACUGUGUUUUGCAUAACGUGUGCGGUCUAUAUGAUGUGUGCACUUUUUUAUGCCUUCUUUGCUUCUGCAGAAGUACAACCUUGGGGGUUAGCUAAAAGAGACACUCCAGCUGUUUCAAAGUCAGAAAAGCCACUUUUUGUUGAAGCCAAUAAUAGCUAAUGGAGAAUUAAUUAUAGAAGAUAUUUACAAAAGGGAAUACAAAAUUAAUGGACAAUACUGUAGAAAAUAUAUACAAAACAGUGAUAACAGUGGUAUUUUCCACUGAAAAAUUAAAAUGU